This is a messenger RNA of Daucus carota subsp. sativus, 1460 nucleotides long. RefSeq lists its product as uncharacterized. The record is from RefSeq and is a predicted model, not a curated record. Lineage: Eukaryota; Viridiplantae; Streptophyta; Magnoliopsida; Apiales; Apiaceae. The coding region runs from base 178 to 1239 and encodes 353 amino acids. The transcript has 3 exons.
CGGACACAGGUGGGUGAACUAGAACAUUUUUUUCAUGAGCAUGAGCUGAUUCUAAAUGAAGCUGAGCAUGUUGUCAGUAAAGAUGUAGUAUGUGCAGGGUGCAAAUUGCCGAUAAACAGAGUCCUAGACGCGUUUUAUAGGUUUUUUGCUCACGUGAAAUGUGCUUCACUGACAGAAAUGUUGAGCGAAAGUGAUAUUGAUGAUGAAGCAGAUUGCGGAGAGUCCAGUUUGAUGCACUUCCCAGUGCAUGAUCAAGCAUCACUGCACGAAACGAUGCAACAAUGUAUCAUCAAGGCAGCAAAUUCCCUCCUGCAUGACUCUGCCAAUGCGGAACCUUUACCUUAUAUCAACCAUUGGACUCAUAAACACCCGCUGACACUUAGAAACAAGAACGCAACAACUUCAACCUCUAACUUGAAACAUAAAUUAGCAGAAACUGAAUUGCUAAUCUGUGACGGGUGCACUAAACCUAUAUCUUUGGUUGAUGAUAUAUCCUACGAAUGCAAUUUAUGCAAAUUUUUUCUCCACAAAUCAUGCGCCCUAUUUCCAGAAGAGAUUGAGCAUCAUCUAGCAGGCAAGCUGUGGGGAGUACAAGUAGAUAACGAACAAAUAAUUUAUUGCCAGGGUUGCAGUCAUCUUGGUAAUGGGAUUUUCAUGCGCAAUGAAACAGCCUGUUUUGAUAUCGGGUGUGCUUCGUUACCCAGAAUAAUCAAACAUGAAUCUCAUCGUCAUCCUCUUAAGCAAUUACCAUAUCCAGAUGAUUAUAUUUGCAAAGCAUGUCGUUCUGAACUUUUAACAGACAGAGAAAUUAUGAUGUAUGGAUGUGAAAGAUGCGAAUUCUACAUACAUAUAUGGUGUGCGUUAAGGCCACGUCGGGUGAAUCAUCGAUGGGAUCCUCAUACUCUGGACCUGAUUCUGUCGCUCAACAAUGUACCUGAUCAUCCUCAUGAAUUCGAGUGUGAACUCUGUUCCGAGCAGAUAGACCCAAACACUUGGUUCUAUCACUGCAAUGUUUGUGAUCUAUCAUUUGAUACUUUCUGUAUUGAUCCUGAUUCCUGGCUCUCCAAUAUCAAGCUUGGUGCCACCAACAUUCAUACCGACUCACAUCCUCACUCACACGGCCUGACAUUGGCCGUGAAUAAAAAGAAGAGGAAAUGCGACAAGUGUGGUAUAGAUGCACCCGGCUGGAUAGUCCUCGAAUGUUCAGAAUGCGAAUUUAUGGUUCAUGUGCGUUGUUGAUGAAAUCAGACUUCAAAUCAGAUGCUGCACUUGUGUCAAAUGUAAUGAAGAAUGAAAGUGUCUUAUUGCAAAGCCUGAUGGAGCAUUGCACUAGAAUAAAAGGCCUUUGGCUAUAUUUUUUUCUUUGGAAUGCAAAAAUUAUCAACUAUGUUCUUGCUCCUCAAAACAAUGGUCUUAAUUACCAUAUUUGUGUUGAAAACAUAUUGUACUCUUAUAAAAUA